Messenger RNA from Brassica rapa (field mustard), 4462 nucleotides. Its product is annotated as S-protein homolog 5-like. The record is from RefSeq and is a predicted model, not a curated record. NCBI's taxonomy places the organism in Eukaryota, Viridiplantae, Streptophyta, Magnoliopsida, Brassicales, Brassicaceae.
UGUAUAUUUAUGUUCUCUCUAUUCAAUACUAUUAAAAUUUGGAGUUUAUAUAAACUAAACUAUAAUUUUAUAUUUUUAUUGAUAUAAACAUUGUAUUUUUUUAAAGAAUUAAUGGAAGCAUGAUUCCAAAACGGAAUUGUAAGCUUCCAACAUGUUUUAAAGAGAAUAUUUUAGAAGCGUUUUGAAAGCGAGAUUCUGUAAGCUUCCACAAGGUUCCAAUUCUGAAGCGGGAAUCGAACAUCCGAUGAAGCUUCCGUGCAACGUAGGACUUAUGCUUUUCAGAAGAAAAAAUGCCUCUAAAUAAAUUAAAAUUGGUUAACUUAAACAAAAUUUGGGGAUCAUGAUCUUGUGUCUUGUACUCUAGUACUCUCUAUGUGGCUCAGAGAUUAUUUUUUUUUAGGUAACAAUGUUAAAGCUUUAUUACCAUUUUUAAAUUUUAGACAUAACUACAAAGAAUACAAAGAACAGAAGAUGCAAGAAAUUAAGCUAAACAACAACUCAAUUUUAGCUAAACAAACAACUACAAGCAAAGCAACAGCAAGACCAUAGGCUACACCAAACUCAGCCCAAACUCCUGCCACAAAAUUGGAACCACAAUUAAAACGAGAACUGAACCAGGUAGAUUUGGUAGUGCCCGGUGACCAGUUCUUAAUGAUUAGCUCCUUAAGAACAUCUCGAGAGAGACCUUCUUAUCGGCAGCAACCAUAGACAGUGAGCAACGCCUGAGUACGCUCACCCGCGUAGACAGAGAUGAGCUUUAUUUGGAGAGAAAGACCACCCCAGACCACCACACGCCAUGGACCUACACCAAGAGACAGAGAAAGCCAACACAACCUCAGUAAAACUAGUAAAUUUGCAUUUUCUCAUGGCCUGGAAUUGUUCGGACGUUUGAUAUCUUUAGGGCAGAUAGGGAUGAUAGUAAAACAAGUAAAUUUGGAAUAUGUAGUGAAUGUAUUUGGUAUAUAUCUGAGUCAGAUCCAUGUCGUAAUCGACGCGGUGGAGGCUCUCUUUUCUGUUUUUCAUGAGUUUCUUAAUCAUAUCAAAAAAUAUUUCUCCUAUAUAUGUUUAUUUCAUAUCAAAGGGAAAACACAUUCUUUCAUAUAUAUACGAUUUCCUUUAUUUUCUUAUUAAUCCUCUUUAACUUGAGUUCAAAGAUUAAAGAAAGAGUAAAUCUGGCAUAUUCACUGUUUUUUUUUAUUUUGCUGAUGUACAUUUGAUGAAACUGAAAUACAACAUUGUAAGUAGAUUCUAGAGCUUUUAUUUUUAUGAUUUGUGUCUAUAUAUUCUUGAAAUUUAUGUAUUUUUAUUUUAGUUUAAAUGUUUUAGGUUUUAUUUGUUUUAUACUAUUAUCUUUUUAUUUAUUUUUUUGCUUUGAUUAUGUUUUGGUUUCUGGUUGGGAUUUCUUAUCAAUUGUGUCAAUUUCUCUAAAUUUCUAUAAAUUUCUCUAAAUUUGAGUUUGUGAUUAUGUAUUAUUUUUUUGUUUUUAUUAUGUUUUGUUUGAUUAUUUAUCAAUUUUUCAUAUAUAUUUUUAUUUUUAUUCUUUUAAAUUAUGUAUUUUUACUAAAUUUUUAUUUGUUCACCAAUUGAUGUAAGAAUAUUUUUGAACUGAAAAUUAACUCUUUAUAUGAAAUAUUUAUAUGUUAUGAAAUGAUUUAUUUAAGGUUUUAAGGUAAAAAAAAAAGAGUGAUGUGGAAUAAUUGAUAAAUCUUUUUAAAUGAUGCUGACCUGUUUCUCUCUAGUUUCUUGCUUGCUAACAUGACAAAAUUUAUUUUAUGUUUGGUUAGAGAAAUUUUUACUUAUUAGAUUUUAUGAUUUUUGAAACAAAUUAAUUAUAUAUUAAACGUGUUGAAAUAUAUUUUACUAUAGCUUGAAGUUGUUUAAAAUUAUUCAUCAAAUCUAUGUUCUUAAAACAAAAUUACUUUAAUCUUUAGUAAAUCAAAUAUAAAUAUAUUAGUAUAACUAUAUUAAUUAAUUUAUUUAUUUUUAUAAAUUAUUUUAUUUUUUAUUUUAUGGUAUAAAAUCACAUAUAACCUAUCAUAGUUUCAAUUUUAUUAAUGUAUACUUAAAUGCUAAAAAUAAAUUAUUUAUUUUAAAGCUGUAUAUUCAUAACUCAAUUAUUAAAUAUUAUAAUAAUUUAGCAUGUAUGAUGAUUAAACUAAAUAUAUAUAUUUUAUUAAAAAUAAAAUUGUAAUCUUUAAAAUAUUAAAGAAUGUAUAUUACAUUAAUGACAAAUAAACUUUCAUAUUACUCUUUAUUUAUUUAUAAAUAAGUGAUUAAGAAUAAUAAAUGUUCUUUAUAUUUAUUAAAUUUAUAAUUUUAUAGUAACUAUUUAUAAAUGUGAUGUUCUUAAGUGUCAAAAUUUUAGAUAUUAUAUUUGAUGAGGUGUCAAUCUUUUAUGAGAAGUAACAACUUUUUAUAUAUAUAAAUUUCAUCUUUGUAAGUUAUCAUUUCUAAUUUUUCACAUCUUUCUUAAACAACAGAUUUGUAUCCCCAUAAAAGAAGAGUAAUUAAAGGAUAUAAUAAUUUUUUUGAAUAUAUAAAUACAAUUUUCAUAAAAACCAUAUAACAAAUUAGUAAAAAACAUCAAUGGCUUCCUCAACAAACAUUCACUUCAUUUUCGUGCUAAUAACAUUUCUAAUUAUCCUUAGAACUUCAUUAUCAUAUGAACACAUUUCAACUGUCGAUGGGAUUUUGCCAUUCUCACCUAAACAUGUUGUGGUCACUAACAAACUGGUUGCACAAUUUGGAUUGCUCGUGCACUGUACGAGUCAAGAGACAGAUUUGGGGGUCAUAUCGGUCUUAAUAGACCAAAGUUUUGAUUUCAGAUUUCGUGUUAAUAUUCUUAAAACAACGAAAUUUAGUUGCAUUUUCUCGUGGCCUGGAAUUGUUAGGACGUUUGAUAUCUUUAGGGUCGAUAGGGACGAUAGUUCAACAAGUAAGUGUGGAAUAUGCAGUGAAUGUAUUUGGAACAUAUCGGAGUCAGGUCCAUGUCGUAUUAGACGUGAUGGAGGCUCUCCUUGCUGUUUUCCAUGGUCUUCUUAACCAUAUCAAAAUAUUUAUCCUUACUUCUUUCAUAUGAAGGAAAAUAAACUAUUUCAUAUAUACAACAAAUAAAGAUUUUUUAGAGAAGAUAUAAAUAAACAUUUCUACUAUAUCAAUCUUUUUUAAAAUUGUUUGAAAUGGUUGACCCAUAUUUGUCACUUUUCUCUUCUAAUAAUUGUUAGUUUUCAUAUACCCAUGACAUUUCAUUCUGUUUGUUUAUGUUCUCUCUAAGUCCGAAACGAGAUUUAAUGAUGUUUGUGGUGGAUCUACAAAGCUAUGUACAACAAUCAUGAACCGUUCAAAGGAAAGAAAAAUAAAAUAAAAUAAAGAGACUUUGUAGAUCCACCACAAAUAUUUAUACAUAAGAGUAUCUUGUAUUUUGUGAGAAUACAAUAGGAAAAUGGAGCUUUUAAAAAUAAUUCCAAAAUUUUAUUGUAUAUCCAUAUAUAUAUAUAUAUAUAUAUAUAUAUAUAUAUAUUCCAUUUUCACAUUAUGGAGCUCUAUAAAGUUGUGAUACACGAUAAAUGUCCAUUAGGAUAAAUAUCAGAACCUACUAAAUGUGCAAACCUUACAGUAUGGUCUCAACAAUGCAUGAUAGAUUCUGUUUAACCAAAUUAAGUUAAUUAAAGAAGAAAAGGUUACCCAAAAAUUCCAACAAAGAUAAAUAAAAAUAAAGAGUGUUGUGUGAAAUACGAAUGUUUCUAUUUCCAUAUACUUUGUCUUUAGAAACCUUGAACUCAAAGAAUCAAGUAUGCGAUGCCUAAGGGUUUGAUCUCAUUCCUCUUCCUUCCACUCUCACGACAAAGCAUCCAAUAUUUUUCUUUCAUUUUUACCUCCUCUUUCUUAUUUCGUUUGUCUUUCUUUCAGUGGUUCACUUGCUUGUAGAGAAGAAUCUUUGUAUACAUAUCUAGCCAUAGAUCUUGACACAUGUCUAUUAAUAUACAAAGAAAGCUAGUUACUUCCUUUUCCUUCUGUGCACAGCUUCAUUUAUUUUGCAUGUUAAUUAGUCCUUUGAUUUCCAUAUGUCCCGUAUUCAAUUUGAAAUAGAUUAUCCAACAACAAGAAAAUACAUUAUGGAAAUUUCUCUAGUAAAUUAAACAUGUCAAUUUAACAAAGCGUAAGAAGUUAUAAUUAAGGCUGAUUAUAAACUUUUAUAAAAGAUCAUCAAUUCUAACUUAAAACUGUUAAAUGAAAACAAAGUGUAUUAUGUUUUCAAAAGUUUCAAAGGAUCAUCAGUGGUGACAUAUCCAUGUUGAAUAUCUCAUGAAAAAUAUUAAUAUUUUUAAUCUUUAAUUAAGUAAUUAAACUUUUAAAAGGUGAACCAAUUAAAAGUGACAAUUCCUGCAAUAGGAUCUAAGAAACUUAUAGAGAAAUUGGGACAUAUACAUACACAUAACAAUAUUUAUAAUUAAGUGAGUAA